GUUGAGUAGUUCUAACGGUUUCAAGAGUCUGAAUAAGAUGUGAUUACUGACACGGAAGUCUAUCCAUCUAAUUCUCCUAAUCUUCUUGAUACGUUCGUGUCAGAUGUUCUACUUGAUACUAUUAAUUGCUAUACUCUAACCCUUCCAAACUCAAACUCUCCAAAUUCUAACUUGUACCUUAACUAUUCCUCGAUUCCGCAUGGCCCCACGUUUAUCAAAAGCAAGCUGCAAGCAAGACACAAGAACCAUGACCCAUUGAGCAAUUAUCAUCCAAAAUCACACCAAGCCCUUCAAGAACAACGACUAAAUUUCGAGACUUCCUGCUAUUUGUUCCAUCCAAAUAGUCUAUCAUCGAAAAAUUCAGAAUAUCAGGAUAAACUUUCUUGGCUUCAAACAUAUACACAUAUCUAUACUGAAAAGAGACAACAUCUCUGCGGGAAAUUCCCAUCCAAUACCAGCACCAUUCAUCUAAAUUCAGAACCGGCCCCCGAGUCUCCGGAGCAUUAAUCGAAGGUUCUAUCAAUCACAAAAAUACCCAGCCCUGUGUGUACGACGAGUAUGAGAAGGGAAUUCAAGGAACCCCAUACUAAUUGACAUAUCCUUCACCGUCUCACCCAAAUCAUCUCACUCACAUUAACGCCAAUUCCAUCCACUUCUGCGAACAACCCUUUUACAAUCUUUUCGCUACUUCAAUCUUCGAAAAUCUUAUCACUUCCUUACUUACAUGUUCCUCUUACUAGAAAUAACCAAUUCGAAUUCUCACAAACUUAAACCCUACUUAUAUACGAAUAUCAUCCGUCACAUUGAACUAUCAAUCUCCAGACCUUCCGAAUAAUCUCCGCUAUUAUUGCACAUUGUAUUGCUCAAAAGCUUCCAGAUCAUCAUUGAAACGAGGGAUAACUAAAAGGAGAAGAGAGAAAGUACCUCGCGACCAUAACCCACAGUCCGACCUUUCCCAAAACCUCCGAAAUAGAAUACUCGACUUCGAGUCCAAUUCCUCUCGUUAUUGUCAUGCAACGGUCCAUGCGCAACAAUUAUCCAUACGAUUCGCGACGGAAUUUAAGAAUUUCCCAUUCCCAUGGAAAUAUAUGCAAUCGAAUAUCCAACCACAUCUUCCAUUGAAUUGAACACUCGAAAACACCAAAGCUGCGAAACGAAAUAGACCCUCGCUCGUCCCCUCCACGGAGGUAGACGGGCGUGGAACUCAAUUGCUCCGGUGGUCCCUCGAUUUCUAAUAUAUAUAUCAUUCAUUAUGACCAUAUAUUCCAGUCCACCACCAGCUCGAAGCUUCUACGACGAUAAACCCACACUUCUUGUUUGUUGGUGGUGUACGUUAUUCUCGGCCGUCAUUAUAUUGUUCAGAGUUUGCGGACGAUACAUUAGGACGGAGAAACUUUUUAAAGAGGAUUGGUUAGCUUUUGCUUGUUUGAUCCCAUUGUUUUGUCGCAUGGGCCUUGUUCAUGUUAUUUUGUUAUUCGGUACCAACAAUGCGGUGAUUGUGGAUUUUGACGAGAGAUCGCUGCAUAGAAGAGUGAUUGGGAGUAGAUUGGUUUUGGUAUCGAGAGUUUUUUAUGCGGCGACACUCUGGAUGCUUAAACUUACAAUUAGUGAAUUCUUCAAAAGGCUCACAAUCAAUAUCUGGACAAGGUCACACGAAAGAACUUUAAUCUUCAUCCGAUGGUUCCUCCUUGUCACAUUUAUCGCAGUAAUAAUAGCAGAUAUCUCUGAAUGUCAACCCAUCAAUCAUUAUUGGCAAGUCACACCAGAUCCAGGAGCAAAAUGUCGUCAAGGAUAUGCACAACUCCUGACUAUGGGGACCGUCAAUGUAUUGACUGAUCUUCUCCUCGUUUUAUUUCCCGUUCCUAUCAUUAUCGGUUCCAAAAUGAGGAUCAAAAGGAAAAUUCAAUUGGUGUUGUUGUUUGCAGGUUCGUUGAUUCCGGCAGGAAUCACACUUUACAGAAUACCGCAAAUUAUCGAUAGACAUGGUAUUCAACAAUAUCGAUCAUUACUAGCAUCAGUUGAGAUUCUCUUCGCAACAGCUGUUGCCAAUGCGCUUAUCCUAGGAUCUUUCGUCCGAGACCGAGGUGUUAAGAAACACAAAUUUAAAUUUGGUUCCUUAACUGACACACUCGAUCGGACUACUUCUCGCCGUGGAACCGUAGCUCGGCAAUGGGGAAGCGAUGAAGAUCUCGUCCGAGAUCUAGGCCUAGGAGUAGAUCCCGAACUCAGAGGGGAAGUUCAUUCACCUCCUCGUCCCGCCCCAAUGGCUGUAGCUGGGAACAUGCCGGUAAGAAGUCAUCGAUUUGGAUCAAAUAGUUCGAAUGAUUGGCGUUUUCCAAGUGAUACGAGUGAGGAAAUCGAUUUUGUUAAACCAGCCCCUUCGAGACAUGUCUCUGAAGAUUUAACAUCAAUGAUGUCACCACGCCGCGUAUCAUUUUUCGACGUCGGAGGAUUGCUCGAUCAAGAAUCUCCGAGAAGAAUUAGUUCGACGAGAACGAUGGAUUCGGAAUACACUGGUGAAUCCAGUACAGCAGGCGAAGGUCCAGUAUCCACUACUUGGUCUUACGAAAAUGGAUUAAGUCCUGCUCCAGCAAGACGCGGUUCUGCAGCCCUUCUGCAAGAUAUAGGAGGUUUAUUGGGACCCCGAACGAGACUCCAAAGAGCGAGUAUGGGAUAUGAGCUGGAAACAAUUUUGCAGGAGAGAAAUAACGGGCCUACUAGUCAUCCGUCGCUCACUCAUGCACAUUCGAUGCCCCCGCCUAUCGAUCAUUUAGGGAGACAGCAGACCAAUCUGAGUUUGCAAGAUGUUGGGGGGCUUUUGGAGAGGUAAUCUUGAGUUCAAACAUCUACCCACACAUUUAUAUACAUACUUGUCACGGAGAACAUCCGCAUUUCUUCCAUAUCAUAUUAUAUUUACUGUACCACUACUAUGUUUUCUCUUUCAGCCUUUCUCCUUUUCAAGAUUUAUACCUGAACACUAUUUUCUAUAUUUCUUUUUACUUUGUUUUACUUUGUCUUUUACCUUUACUUUAAACUUUCCUUUGUUUGGUACACAUAGCGAACAUUAUGAGAUUAUGAAAAUUGGGCGGCACAUUAGGAUCUGGAUCCGAUUUGAAUCUGGAUAUGGAGUGGAUUAGUGAUUUAAUCCGCAGGUUUGGAUUGAAUAUAAGGCGUUACGGAGUAUAACUUAUACCACAGCUGGUUGUGUUGUCAUGUUUUUGGUUUAUAAUCCUGCGUGGGGAGGUCUUUUGUUGCUGCGGAUGGAUUGUAAAUGAAAGAUGGAGAUGGCGAUAUGGACUCGGAGACGAGGGAGCUGUUUUGAAUUAACGAUUCACGGAUGUGGACGGGUUGAGUGAGAGAAUAUCAUACAUAUGCAUACCAGCGUCUUAUUCGGUUGAACAUCUUUUGGUUUUCAUCUUCGAGAGAUAAGAUGGCACGUCGUAUUAUCAUAUCAUCGAACCACACAUGAUAAGGCGGUAUGCGAGCUGAAGAGUGAAGAGAAUAGUUGAAUAAUAAUAAUGACUUCAAAUCCAACCAUCUUUGGGGAGGGGACGAGGUCACGAUAUUCGUUAAUCCCUUCGUGAUCGAAUGAACAUACCAUAUUGUUUCAUUUCCUACAAUAGCGUAGUUUUUUUAACUCCCCGAAACUUUCACUGCUGCCUUGAAGUAGGUCUGCAAAAUCUUCAUCGCUCCAAGCGACAUUCAGAUACCAUCCCCUUCAAUUCCACCAAAAACUCACACUAAAACUCGCACUCAAUCCUCUUACAUAAUGCCACCAUCCAACCGGAAUAUACAACACUUCUCCUUCUUCUAACACACAAUCCCAAUAUUUUGCACUCUUCGCCUCUGGAAAUUUCUUCCUCUCGUCCUCUUGCUCUUCGACAGUACCAUCCCAUCUCUCCAAGACCCCAAUAUCCACCUCACUCGUAUUACUCAUAUCUACCCCCCCAUCUUCUAUACCUCUCGCGUAUAAUUUUGAUGUUUCUCUAGGUGGAUAAAGACGCAAAUAUUUCUUUCCUACGACUUGCGCUAGGAUAUUAUGAUACGGAUCAGUAUGCAGCGGACUAAUUGUACCGGCUGGUCCAAACCACGCGUUUAUGAGCGGCUCUUCCAAUUCUUCCAUUUGUGCAUAUUUUUCUUUCAGCGCGGGAGAACAUGAUGAAUGAGGUUGUGGUGGAUAAACAUAACAAUAAUCCGGUAUCGUUAUAUCAUUUCGCAGAGAUGGGAUUUGGGAGAAUAGAUUGUGUUGUGCUAGAUAGCCUGUUUCUUUUGCUUCUCCGUCGUUGGUGGAGCGUAACAUGUAUUUGGUCAUGAAAUCUUUGAAUGGGACAAUCUUUUGUCCCCAUCCGGAAUCAACAUAACUUCUACCUACUUCUAUGGGGACUAAGCGUCGACCGCCAAUGGUUUUGGAUAGUAAGUAUGAGGGACUAGACCAUGGUUUCUUGUUACGUGCAGGCCAUGAAUCGAUUGAUCCAGUUAUGAUGAGAGGUUCGGCUCCGAGUGUGCAAUCCUGCGGUUGAUGCAAAUGCUUUGAGAAUUUGUCCAUGUUUCCGUCAUCGUCAUCGUUAUCGUUAUCGUUAUCGUUAUCGUUAUCGUUAUCGUUAUCGUUAUCGUUAUCGUUAUUG
Botrytis sinoallii is the source of this 4625-nucleotide messenger RNA. RefSeq lists its product as uncharacterized. The transcript is spliced from 2 exons. The coding region runs from base 1253 to 2830 and encodes 525 amino acids. Lineage: Eukaryota; Fungi; Ascomycota; Leotiomycetes; Helotiales; Sclerotiniaceae. The record is from RefSeq and is a predicted model, not a curated record.